GUAUUUAGUAUGCGGGGUAAGUCUAUGCGACCAUGUCAUGGCUUGUUCUUGUUAUGUCUUGGAUUUCUUACAGGUGAGAAGACAAAUCUAACAUUUCCAAUAACACAUGAGUCACUCUUUUUUUUCUCAGGACUGAGUGACAGAAAGGAGCAGGUUUGAACAUGCGGCCCCGCGCUGCGACAGGACGGAUGAUGGGGAGGGGCGUGGUGAAGCAGCAGAGGCGGAUCAGAGGGGAUGUUUUGAAUUCUACGUUGCCACUUCACCUCAGCUAAUAACUGUGUGGGCCGUCCAAACCGGUGUUCAUUUGCCUGCUGCAGCUCAGGAGGAGAAGAGCUGUGAAGUCAAGCCGAGGAUGAAUCUCUACAGGAGUUUUGGAAACCUAAUGGAGGCUUGGGUAUCUGAAGGAAGCCAGUGUUUGAAUGAUGAUGACCCUCCUACUCCUUCCUCUGACACUGGGAACCUGCGCUCAGAAUCGGUGGACUCUGGGGUGGAGACAGCCAGCUCUGACGCGUCCUUUCCUGCUAUAUCCUGCUCAACAGAUAACACAGAAAUUGAAAUAUUUACACCAGAAAGAGAAGACGACUCACCCACUCCAGCUUCAACAUCACUGUCUCCUGUGCUCUCCUCUCCUGCGUCUUCCUUAUCCUCCUAUUCGUCUGUGCGCCUCUGUCCCAGCAGAGCUCAGGAGGGCUCCAGCAUCCUACGGCAAAAAGUGGAGCAAGCAAUCCUGAGGACUGAAUCCAAACAUCUAAAGGAAAAGCCAGAGCCCCUCACAGUGGACGUGGUGCUCAGACGACGUCCUCGAGCAUCGUUUCAACCCAAACAGCAGACAUCUGGGUUAGUGAGAGGUCAAAGGUCAGAGAGUUUUGGUUCAAGGAGGACUGUUGACCCACUAGUGCAUACGAGGCAGAUAUGCAGACGACCAAUGUCUAUGAGUUGUGUAAAGCCAGCAGUUCAAAGAAGAUUAGAGGACCUUGGUGAGGAGGAGGUGAAUGGAUUGAGUCCUGGGCUCUGCUACUUGGAGCAAGUGUGUCAAAUGUUGGAAGAAAUUGCCAGACAACAGAUGCACAGCCAAGCGUUACAGAUGGAGAUGAAUGCCCUGCAGGAGUGUCAAGACUCGGAGGUGAGUCAGGCUCUCAACGCCUGUCAGAAUGACUUCAAAGCGGCUGAGGAGGACCUCUCUUCUUGUCCAAGGCUUGAAAACGCAGAAAAUGCAGAACUCAGUUCCAGUGAACCCCAAAGGCGGAAGAAUUACACUCAUUUUCGACAGAGAUCAGCUUCAGACACAACUAUUGCAACACUGCAUUUAAGAAAGUUGAGUGCAGGCUGCAGAGGGCAGCAUCAGAGUACAGAUAACAUACUGGAGAGGGUAGAGGAAAACCAUGAAGUGCAGGAGUCGAAAAAAGAGGGGGUAAAUAAAAGAACCAGCAAGACCUGGAAGCUUAAAAUUGGGUCUUUGGGAAGAGGCUCUUCUGUGAGAGAAAUAUGGGGCCAACAGAUGCAGUCAUCUGAGAAAAACUCUGCACGACGACGGUUGAGCCAGCUGUUCAGGAGGACCAGGAGGAAAACUGAGCCUGUAUAAAUGAUGAUGAUGGACAUUUUUGGUUUCAGCUCUGAAGAGGGAGAGAUGAAAGAUUUCCUUUAGAAGUCUAAACACUGUUGCUGCUUUCAAACUGACUACCAGCUCAUGUGAUGUAGCAGUCUGCCUUGUUUAUUUAUUGUUUAUGCUUACCAGUAUUAUUUAUAUAGAUAAAUAAACUGUUUUUCUAUAAAACUGUGA
Messenger RNA from Larimichthys crocea (large yellow croaker), 1780 nucleotides. RefSeq lists its product as hypothetical. The record is from RefSeq and is a predicted model, not a curated record. The transcript has 6 exons. Lineage: Eukaryota; Metazoa; Chordata; Actinopteri; Sciaenidae. The coding region runs from base 353 to 1582 and encodes 409 amino acids.